Messenger RNA from Oryzias latipes (Japanese medaka), 2560 nucleotides. RefSeq names its product zinc finger and BTB domain containing 48 (gene zbtb48). NCBI's taxonomy places the organism in Eukaryota, Metazoa, Chordata, Actinopteri, Beloniformes, Adrianichthyidae. Gene Ontology annotation, biological process: regulation of transcription by RNA polymerase II. Gene Ontology annotation, cellular component: nucleus. Gene Ontology annotation, molecular function: protein binding; RNA polymerase II cis-regulatory region sequence-specific DNA binding; DNA-binding transcription activator activity, RNA polymerase II-specific. The record is from RefSeq and is a predicted model, not a curated record.
CCCGGAGUUAAAUGUGAGCGGCGUCACAUCCUCUUCCUUCUGCUGCUUUUGGGGCCUUCACGAAACGAAAACAAUACGGACGAUGCGUUAUUUUUGUGUUUUACAUUUAUAUGCGCCUGGCAGCUUGACUGGACGCGGUUUGUCUCCAGGUUCUAGUUAAAUAGAUGUCCUGCAGACCUUCUGAUGAGGCGCAGAUUUCCCGGCGCGGCUGGCUUAGGGAGCGUCUUUAAAGAUCCUCGAACGAAAAUAAACGUGGAGUGAAACUGGAAAAAUGCGUGCUGCGGAGAGCCAUCAUGCGAGGCGCGUUCUUUCCUCUCUCAACCAGCAGAGGGCGACGGGGAGGUUUUGCGAUGCAGUGCUGAAUGUGGGACAAGGGGAGCUGUAUCUGGCCCACCACAGCGUCCUGGCCUGCUUUAGUGAGCUCUUUAAGCCGUCUGACAACCCCGCUUCUCUGUCCAUCGAGGUGUCGCUCAACGGUUGCCCCGGUGACGGGCUCCAGCUGCUCCUGAACUUCAUCUACACGGGAAACCUUAAGUUGGACCCCAGCAACCUGGAGAAGGUGCAGCAGGCGGCCUCCAGCCUUUGCGUGCCUGAAGUUCUUGCGCUCUGCCAACAGUUCAAAGAAACUUCAGUGGAUCUUGUUAAGCGUAGAAGAGGCAGACCUAGAAAGAGUGAAACAUCCAAGGCAUUAAAUGAGGACUUGUUGCCUUCAGCUUCAGAGGAUGUGUCCAGCUUGGAUUUUGCCAGUUUUGCCACAGGAACUCGUGCCACCACAACCCGUUCAGGUCGAGUGGUGAAAGGCCCAAAGCGACUAGUAUCUGAUGGGAGCCCCGACUCUGAGAACACAAUGGUCGUGGUCACUGCUGUGGAGGAAGAGGCUGCAGAGAACCUGUGUCCAGAAGCUGCCGAAACUCACGAUGCAGUGCUACAGCUUGACCCGCACAGAAACGGCGAAGAUGAUGAAGAUGCUGAGGACUUUGAAUGUGUCGCUGUAGACACAGAUGAGGAGUACGCACCUGUCAGUGAGCCCACGCCGUCCGCCCAACUUGUGGCAAAGAAUCCCAAAGCGGAGAGCCAAACGAGUGUCGACGCUGUGGAGGACGAUUCCAGAACAGACUCCGUGUCAUGUGCCACGUGCCACAAGUCCUUCAAGAGCAAAUACUACCUGAAGGUCCAUAACAGGCGGCAUACCGGAGAGAAGCCCUUCACUUGUCAGAAAUGUGACAAGAAAUACUUGAGGAAGGAGAGUCUUUUCCUUCACGAGACCCGUGGCUGUCCCAUAGAGCAGAAACACUCCUGUCGGUUGUGCUCCUCCUCUUUUGACACCAAGGCGGAGCUUUGCUCACACAUCGUUUCACACACUGGACAAAUGCCAUAUAGGUGUUUGACAUGUCACGAACAGUUUAUGUACAAGAACAGCCUUACCAUGCACAUGAUGAAGCUCCACGGUCAUCCCAAACCUCAUGCAUGCUCUCAGUGCCCCAAAACCUUCUUGACCCGGACUGUGUUGAGGGUGCACGAAGCAACCAGACAUCGAGGCGAAAAGCCUUUUGUGUGUGAGGAGUGUGGCCACCGGGCAUCCAGUCGAAACGGCCUGCAGAUGCACAUCAAAGCCAUUCACAGAAAUGAGCGACCCUUUGUGUGCAACCUGUGUGGCCAUGCGUUCUCCCAGAAGAACAACCUCAACAUGCAUCUGCGGAUCCACAGCGGCGAAAGACCUUACCAGUGUCACCUGUGUGGAAAGACCUUCAGGACUCAGGCCAGCCUGGACAAACACUAUCGGACUCACACAGGUGAGCGUCCCUUCACCUGCGACGUGUGCGAGAAGCGCUUCACUGAGAAAGGCGCCCUCCUUCGCCACAAGGCCAGCAAGCACGAGGAGGGCCGUCCCCACUGCUGCCACAUCUGUGGGAAAACUUUCAAAGCAAAGGAGCAGAUGCGUGUCCAUCUGCGACGUCACAAAGGGGUGAGGAACUUUGAGUGCAGCGAUUGUGGCUACAAGUUCACUCGGCAGGCUCACCUGAGACGCCACAGCCAAAUUCACAAACGCACGGAGAACUACAACCCACGGCAGAGGAAGCUGAGGAACGUCAUCAUCCAGGAUGAAGGGGAAGCCGCAAAUCCUGGUGAAGCCCCGAAUGUCAUUGAUGCCUCCUCAGACUCCACAGACCUACUGUCCGACCUGGGCUCCAUUCGUAUCGUGACAGUGGAAUAGUGGAAGUAGUCGGUAACCAGAAAACCGGACAAGCUGAGGAUGCAGGAAGCCUGUCUGUAGUUAAGUCUGCUGGACCACCAGGCUUUGGGAGGACACGGUUAUAAAGAAGACUCUUCUAAACACCUGACAUUUCCAUCUUUUUCUCAGUAGGAUUUGUGCUUGAUAUUAGAGAUAUUGAUCCCUAACACAAUGUUAUCCAACUGACCUGAAAUCUGAAAAAAAGAGAGUCUGCUAAUGUUUAGACAAAGAAUUCUAAACAGAAGAAAUGCACGCUGAAGUAGGAUCCUGCAUGAAAUGUAAUUAAUGUAACUACAGCAGAUAAUUAAAGUUCACCACUCUUCAUCA